Acanthopagrus latus (yellowfin seabream) is the source of this 16077-nucleotide messenger RNA. RefSeq names its product ATP-binding cassette, sub-family A (ABC1), member 12 (gene abca12). Gene Ontology annotation, molecular function: ATP binding; ABC-type transporter activity; lipid carrier activity. NCBI's taxonomy places the organism in Eukaryota, Metazoa, Chordata, Actinopteri, Spariformes, Sparidae. Bases 334 to 15330 code for a protein of 4998 amino acids. The transcript has 80 exons. Gene Ontology annotation, cellular component: membrane; intracellular membrane-bounded organelle. Gene Ontology annotation, biological process: transmembrane transport; lipid transport. The record is from RefSeq and is a predicted model, not a curated record.
CAGGUUGGACACGCCCUUUCCCACACUCUCUCUCUCUUACACACACACUCUCUCUCUCAUACACACACACACACACACAGGUGUAACGCUGCUGUCGCGUUUCAUCUUUGCAGUAAACUUUUUCCGAGGAGGAUUUUUUUUUAGCAGUACUCCGUUGCAGUUUUCUUUUUACGAGAGCUGAUUUUGUUCAGUUUCAGUUCAAUAACCGACUGAUGGAAAGGUCGUCCUGCUGAUGGGGGCACCUGGCGCCAUGUCCGCCCGGAGAAACCUGCGAGCUUCAGUCAGAUAACAACCGAUUUCACCUGUAAAGAGGACACACAGCCUCCUCUACUAAUGGCCUUCUUCAGGCAACUGCAACUCCUUCUCUGGAAGAAUUGGCUGAGAAUCAUCAGACAGCCACUGUGGUCGCUGACUCUAAUCGUCUGGCCACUGAUCAUCUUCAUCAUCAUUGCCGUGACCCGCAACCAGUUCCCUCCAGUCGUGAAAGAAACAUGUUAUGUGGGACCACGAAACCUCCCCAGCACCGGCUUCUUCCCUUUCCUGCAGACGCUCAUGUGCAACACGGACAGCACCUGUCAUAACAAGUCGCGCCUGGUGGACCCGUCUGCAUCGAGGUCGUCUCGCAGAUCCACAAGGAGUGCAAGCUCGGACUCCCCGGGGGAUUCCCCGCUACAAGACUUGAUUAAGGGGGAUUUCAGGCUUGAUCUCCCAGAGGACUCGAGCAAUGAUCUUGCGGCACUGAUGGAGGUCUUGAAAAACAUGAUGGGUCCGUCUCAGCAGGGGAGGCCCAGUAAUGUCUCUUUCACCAACGGAUCCACUCCCACUUCCCUUGAAGAUCAGGAGACCUUGAGGCAACUGCUGGAGUCAGUGAGUGUGGUGAAAAGGGCCGUCUGCACUCUGAUGCUGCCGAUGAUAAACACAACUUCACCAGACCCACUCUCCUCUGUUGUGGUCAACUUCUGCAAGUCCAACAACACUGUGGUCGAGGCCUCGCUCCAAACCCUCAAUGAGAUCCUGACCCAGAUGAUGCUGACAAAACCCGAUGAGAUGGCGACGGCGGCUGGUUUUGCGAUGUUGGUGAUCAAUCAGUUGCAAAACGAGACCCCGCUGUGGGACACGCUGCUCGCCAUCCCCCGGCUCUUCUCUUCUGGUUCUGUUGACCAAGUGCUGCGCAGCACUGAGGUCCUACUUACCAGCAUACAGGGUGCUAUAGAUGUCAUCAAGAGCAAUUUUCCUGAAGCUGGAGCCUCGCUCUCCAUGGUGAGGCCAGUUCUUGUUGGAGGCAUCAGUCUGCUCCAAUAUGUUCAAAACUGGCCUGGCAAAGCUGUGUCCAUUACCAUUGGAGACGUUGUCACGUUGCAGAAUGACUCAGUGAGUGAAAUGGUGAAACAAGUUCUACAAAAUGUCGAGAUACCACUGGACAAGGCUAUCGCCCUGACAUUAGAUAAAGAUAUGGUGCGUGGCCACAUGUGUGACAACAGCAGCAAACCGUUAUGGCUAACAGCAGCGUGCAGCACAGGCACGUUGGAUAUGGUUCUGGGCUGGAUCUCCCCCGACCUGGUGGCAAGACAGGCUCUCCUGGCGUGGAGUAAGGAUGUUGCUCAUCGUGAUCUGUCCUUCGCCAAAGGGCUACUGCACAGUCUGAUGGGAGCUCCAUCCCCAGGAGGACAGGGAGGCUCCAACAUGACAAAGACCACACGUAGCGUGGAUACACAACCCCAAAACACUGAAGAGGAUCUGUUUUUGCAUGUCGGUCAAGUGACGUUGGAGGUGAUAAAAAUGGUACCUGAGGUGGACAUGGUCGUCCAGUGCAUCCUCAGGACCAGCUUUCUGUCCAUGCAGUCGGCAUCACUGACCUUUGAUACUGUUGAAGGAAUGAUGACAAACGUCCUUGAAGAUGCCGAUCAACUCCAAGGGACUUACUUCACGUUGCUGACAAAUCAGUCUGAGGCGAGCGCUUGGACCGGUCGAGUCCUGGAGAGUGUGAUGGAAGUCAUAAUGAAGAGUCUGACAUCUGGGAAUUUAACCUGCGGGGGUGUCUUGGGUCCCUUCGAGUGGCUCCUCAACACAAGCAGCGUUAGUAUCGAGGUGUGGAGAUCAAUGAUCUGCCAGAACAGCACCUCUCUUCAGGAUGCACUGGUGAUGGACUGGAUGCCAGUGGCUCAGAAGGUUCAAGAAGUGUACGACACCAUCCUGGUCAAAGCAAACUACAGCGUAACACCUCCCAUGAUUCUGUCUGAAUGGCAUAAGUUGUACAAUAAGAGCCUUCAGUUUGCCAGGCUUAUGGAAAAAGUGUCCACAGAGCUGGGUGAGGCGCACUGGAUGAACUGGAUGCCAGACAACAGCACCCAUGACAUCACUGGGACUCUUCAACACAGUGCUUUCCUGUCCAUGGUGGGUUUCGGAAACAACAUAGAAAAGAGUCCACUGUGGCCUGUUGUAAAAGACUAUUUCCACAUGGCUUACUGGAUUUUGAACUACAGGCCCGGUGUCACAGUUCAGCCAGCAAACUGUUCUGUUAACAUCUCCAACUUAGCAGUUCAGUGUGAUACUGGUUUGGACUGGUCGGUGUUUGUUCAAGCAGCGACUCAGGCCCUGAUGUCACCCAACCAAGACGUUCUGCUGAACUGUCUCAAAGGAAGUGUGAAUCUGUUGCAGCACGUAUAUGGUGAUGUCUAUAAACAUCUGGUCGGAUCGUACUUGAAGCAAGGAAUCCAAGGCGGAGAUGCGCUCUCUGCCUACAUGAUCAACCUUAUGAAUAACCUCGAUGGAGUUGUUCUGACCAUCUCCAGACUUUCCAACCAAAACAUCUCUAACCCUGACGUCAUGCUUCCUUUGAUUGGUAACCUGUUACAGUCCACAGGUCUGGCUCCACUGCUGCCUCUGUUCACCAGUGAUGGUCCCCUCAAUGUGUCCACAGUAAUUGAGGUGGCUUCAAAGCUUGGCAGGCUCAACCAACACAUUUUCACCUUCAGUGAGACAGACCCAACAAUGCCUGAUCUGGAACGGUUGAUAAUGCAUUUCCUCUCCUUAGAGGGUAACCUCACCAUGUCUCUCUCCAACAUCAUGGGACACAGUCUGCUUACCUAUUCGAACUACUUCCACCCUGACGAUAUCGCCCGUUUCAGAGAAGCCAUAAAGCCUUUCACCAACCAGACCUCAGCAGGCAUUGUAGAGGCCAUCCUUAGUGCCAUGGAGCUACUAAAAAAAGUGAUGGAUUCUCCAAACGGUGACGCAACUAACAUCAUUCUUGGGUACACACGCCAGCUUCAAGAAUUUGUGAAGUCUCUGUAUCGGUUGCGGAAAAUCCAACAUCUCACAUUACCAACUGGGGAACUUGGGGCAAAUGUCUCUGACCUCCAUGGGGUUUCCAAGGACUUUCUCAACCUCCUCAACCCAGAGGUGCUCAUGAACCUGACUCAGGCUGGACCAGAUGCUGCCCAGGACAUUGUGACAGAGAAAUUUGUGGCAUUCCUACCACCUGAGGUCCAACAGGAUGCUAAGCGCUUUCUUAAAGAUUUUAAAGCUCUGCAGCAUCACAUAGCCACAUGUGCAGCAGGUGAAAACUGUCUGGCUGGAAUCUCAGAAAUCUUCACCUUCCUUGAUCAGAUCUCAGACUUGAUGCUUUCAGCUGAUGUUAAUGUCACCAUCAAAUUAGCUGUGACCAACUCUAUUCUAGUUGGACGUCAGUAUGAAGAACUUACAUCACUGUUCUUCUCACUCCUCCUGCCACCAAAUGAUGCAGCGUAUGUGAAAACAUUCAAACAGACUCUUCAUUUCAUCAGACUGCUCAUGGCUAGACCAAACAUCACUGUAUCUGAUGUCCAGAAUGCUCUAAGACAGUCCAACCUGACCCUUGAGGAGCUUGACCAAAUUGCUGAACUAGCUGGAGCUGCCAACAUAAACGACCUGAUGAUGAAUAUAAUGGCGAUUAUCAAUGCUCGCCAGUGUUUUGAACCACAGCACAACCCACUUAUGACAGCACAGUGUGUUCAGAGAUUGAUAAAUGGAGUCAGCGGCUUCCUGACAAACGUACCUGCUCUACGUAAUGCAACAGCCAUCCUCUCCCUCGUCCCGGUAAUUGCCAAUAACACUAUCAGCGAUGUCCUCAUGGUUAACUUCAACUCUGAUCCUCAAAUGGCUGUCGUACACACCCUGAACAGCACCCUGGCCAAUGUCAAGAAGAGCCUGCAGAUGGUCCACCUGAACACACCGGAGAUCAUGACUGAAAUCAAAGUGCUGGAGGGUCUGAUACAACUAGCUGCCAACCCAGAACCAUUUAGCAAUUUGAACACAACCUUGAUGAUGAACCCCACACAUGCUCAGAAAGUCUAUCUGCAGAUUAUAAAUUUCUACUUGACAAGGCUGGCAAAUAUCACCAGUACCAGCUCAGUCUCAGAGCUCCUCAAUGACUUUCUCUCCCUGACACAAAUGCAAGUGGCAUUACAGCUGGCACAGACAGAUUUCACUUUAUUCGUGAGCAGUCAGGUCGAGCUCCUCAUGAACAGCCUCCAGUACCCAAUAGAUGGUGCAGGAGUCAUUAAAAUUGGUGAGACGGCUGUCAACAUUCUCUGGCGACAGUUUGACCUCAUAAAAGUCAACAUAGAGGCUGUGAAUUAUGGUCCUACACCGAUUUGCAAUACAACCAUUCUGAAUAUCACUGAAAUCCAAGUUAAGCAGUACCUCAGCCUGAUAAAGAAGUGGAUGAAACAACCAAAUGUCCCUUUGAUCAUCACUAGCAUGCUCCAAUGGGGCAACACUUCCAUGAAUAUCUCAGCCCCUGUGACAGACUUCCAGCACCUGCUGCAGACGAUGGUUAAUUUCCUCAGUGGCGAUCAAAUGGCUUACCUCUCCAUCAUUGGCAAUAUCACCCAGUCCCUGAGCAAAACCCUAAUUGUGGCAGAGCAACCAGGUGGUCUACAGAGUGAACAGUUCUUAGACGGCAUCAUGGAAGCAGUCCAAAGUCUAAUGCAGAACCUGGUCUCAGAACCCCCGUCACACACUUUACUGCAGGACAUCCGGGAAGUUGUAGAGGACCUAAUUGAACUCAUUGUUCAAGAGGACAUGAGUGUUGCCUCAUCACGCAACAUCUCCCUCAGCAUCCUCAAGAAGGCUGGUCCCAUCAUCCAACAGACGGUACCAGAACCUGUCACUCCAUACUUUCUUGCUGGACUCAAAGUAGGAACCACAUACUUUGUGACCAUCUCUGAAGCCGUUGGACCAGACACUGUGAAUCAGUUAAUUCUGAAUCAGAUGGAGACACUCAAGAGCCUCCUGCCACCAAACAGCACCACCCAGGCCUACAUCUCCGUCUUCAUUAACAUCACUCACUUUAUCUUGGAUUCUGGCCAAGGCAACAUGAGUCCCUGGGCAACUUUUCAGAAUGCAUCAGCAGAAAAUUGGCCUUUGAUUAUUAGCAAGAUUGGCCAGCACCUCUCAGGUGCCAUCAUGGAAGCAGUCCAACGUGUGAUGCAGAUCCUGGACUUGGACCCCCCGUCACUCAUGGUACAGAAGGACAUCCAGGCAAUUGUGGAUGACUUAUUGAAACUCAUUGGCCAAUCAGACAUGAGUGCUCCCUCAUCCCGCAACAUCUCCCUCCACAUCCUGAAGAGGGCCGAAAGAGUCAUCCAACAGUUGGUACCAGAAAUGUUUGCUGAAUACCUGCUUCCUGCACUCAGAGCAGCAACCACAUACUUUGAGACCACCUCCACAGUCGUUGGACCAGACACUGUCAAUCAGUUAAUUCUGAAUCAGAUGGAGACACUCAAGAGCCUCCUGCCACCAAACAGCACCGCCCAGGCCUACAUCUCCGUCUUCAUUAACAUCACUCACUUCAUCUUGGAUUCUGGCCAAGGCAACAUGAGUCCCUGGGCAACUUUUCAGAAUGCAUCAGCAGAAAAUUGGCCUUUGAUUAUUAGCAAGAUUGGCCAACACCUCUCAGGUGCCAUCAUGGAAGCAGUCCAACGUGUGAUGCAGAUCAUGGACUUGGACCCCCCGUCACUCAUGGUACAGAAGGACAUCCAGGCAAUUGUGGAUGACUUAUUGAAACUCGUUGGCCAACCAGACAUGAGUGCUCCCUCAUCCCGCAACAUCUCCCUCCACAUCCUGAAGAGGGCCGAAAGAGUCAUCCAACAGUUGGUACCAGAAAUGUUUGCUGAAUACCUGCUUCCUGCACUCAGAGCAGCAACCACAUACUUUGAGACCACCUCCACAGUCGUUGGACCAGACACUGUCAAUCAGUUAAUUCUGAAUCAGAUGGAGACACUCAAGAGCCUCCUGCCACCAAACAGCACCGCCCAGGCCUACAUCUCCGUCUUCAUUAACAUCACUCACUUCAUCUUGGAUUCUGGCCAAGGCAACAUGAGUCCCUGGGCAACUUUUCAGAAUGCAUCAGCAGAAAAUUGGCCUUUGAUUAUUAGCAAGAUUGGCCAGCACCUCUCAGGUGCCAUCAUGGAAGCAGUCCAACGUGUGAUGCAGAUCAUGGACUUGGACCCCCCGUCACUCAUGGUACAGAAGGACAUCCAGGCAAUUGUGGAUGACUUAUUGAAACUCGUUGGCCAACCAGACAUGAGUGCUCCCUCAUCCCGCAACAUCUCCCUCCACAUCCUGAAGAGGGCCGAAAGAGUCAUCCAACAGUUGGUACCAGAAAUGUUUGCUGAAUACCUGCUUCCUGCACUCAGAGCAGCAACCACAUACUUUGAGACCACCUCCACAGUUGUUGGACCAGACACUGUCAAUCAGUUAAUUCUGAAUCAGAUGGAGACACUCAAGAGCCUCCUGCCACCAAACAGCACCGCCCAGGCCUACAUCUCCGUCUUCAUUAACAUCACUCACUUCAUCUUGGAUUCUGGCCAAGGCAGCAUGAGUCUCUGGGCAACUUUUGAGAAGGCAUCAGCAGAAGAUUUGCCCGUAAUGUUAGGCAAGAUGAGCAAACUCUUGAGCAUGCUUUGGCCACUUAUCAUGGGAGGCUCGGGCUCACAUACGACUGCUCCAUCUCUGGAGGGCUUUGCUCAUCUUGCUCCAGUCCUGGAGCAGCUGAUGACUGGGGAGGCAGACCAGGACACAUGGGAGAAACUUGAAAAGAUACUAGAAACCCUACUGUCAACCAUCAGAGGGACAGAGCUUUGGAAUAGUGUCACAGCUGUUACCCCAGUGUUUGAAAAAGUCAUAGGAAGUGAGGUGAAGAACACGCAAGCAAUGACCGAGUUGAUACUCAGCCUUCAGAUGCCACUGGCAACCCUGAUGACAGAAAUGGCGCAGGCUGUGAACAGCAGUCGUUUCAACUUGACUGAGGUCUUGGAAAGAAUGCAGCGGGCCGUUGAACGCACCUUGCAGGCAGCUGAGCAGGGUAAUGGCACAUUGACGUGCGGUGGAGUUCUCCAAAUAUGGGAGCCAGUAAGAGAGGCAGCGGGUUUAAACCAAGACGCCAUGGCUAUGUGGUGCAGCGUCAGCCUGCAUCCUCUUCUUGAGGCCUACGGUGCAUCUCAGCGUGUCUACGCUCACAUGAACAUGAGUCAUAUGGGUGGGGGACCAAUGACUGUGAACGCCACAGCUGCAACGAUUGUCAAGACCGUACGGUCUCUCUACCAAGUCAACGUUAACCGCACACACAUGAUGGAGCAGCUUGUCAUGGGUUUCUUCAGCCAGCUCUCUAAACUAACAGGCCAGCCUCUGAACUAUGAGACACAGCAUCACUGGCUCAAACAGCUCCAGGCCAUGCAGCUGCAAUACAGUUUGUUAUCCCUGAGAAUGCUCACAGAUGAGCUGCUCGACGUGGCCCCGUUCCUAGAACGGCACAUUAAAGCUGUGGAGAAAGCACUGGGUCACAUCCUGAAAAACUACGAUCUCACUGAAGACAGCGUUUUACCCCAGAAGCUCUUUGAGGAAGCAGCAAUGAUUUACCUCUCCUCUGCGAACAUCACCUUGAACAACAUGUUGUCCGUGAUGUGGGGAAACUUUUCUGGACUUGAUGAAACAUCUGUUACUGGCAUGAUGAGGGAAGCUGUCAAACUGAUGAUGCACAUGGAGAUACUUGACAGUGAGACUAUGGUUUACGAAGCCUUGGAGGAGUUUCUGGCAUCCAGUGACACAAGCUUAAUUGUGCAGAGGGUGAUCCAGGUGACUGAAUGGUUGGGAACCACGCAAGCGUCUGGUCUGGACCUGCUGACUCAGGCUCUGCCCAAAGUCUUCGACAUCCUCAGGCCUCUGUUGUCUUUAUUGUCCCAGAUGGGUGUGGACAUGGGAGAAAGCAUGGAGCUGUUUGAAGACUUGACUGGAAACACACUUGCAAUGCUGAGGCAGUUGGUAAGCACCAGUGGUCUCCUGAGCCCCAUGGACCAUCUGAGUAUGCAGGAAAUGAUGGGCGGUAACCAUACGAUGAGAAGCAGACACAGACGCGAAGCCCCAAUCAUGCCAAUGAGGAGCCCCAUGGAUGACUUCGUAGACCUGUUCUACAUUGACUACCCCGCCAUGUUCAGAGCCAUCUCCGUCUCUCCGACCACGGAAGAGAUUAUGGAGACAGUCCACGUGUUCUUUGCCAAUCCUGAUCUGAACGUUGUGAUAAAAGGAGCCACGGGAGGCAUGCCGUGGGGGAUGAAUGUCUCUCGAGAAGAGACCGUGGACGCUGGCCUUGGAAUGCUCUCCUUCCUCACUCUACCUACUGCAGUUCAGAUGUCAUCAAUGGAUCUCCUCGCGAAUUCUGCUGACUUGCUUCCAGACAGCUUUCCAUUCUCCUCAACGAUCAGGAAAAUGACAAAAGCCAUUGCCAGUGAGUCACAAGAGAACCUGAUCCUCAUGCAAAGGACCAUCGGAACAGUCAUGGAGCUCCUCAAGAUCAACCCGACAGACCCGCAAUUCACAAGGCAACUUGGCCUCCUGAGAACCCAGGUGUGCACCUUGGAGGACACAGAGACUGUGCGUCUGUUGAUGGAGGCCCUCCCCUUGGAGCCUGGUCAGCUCUGUCACAUUUUUCUACCCAGCAUGCAGACCAUGGUUGAGAGCCUGGUGGUGAACAUGACCUCCCUGAUAGACGCCAUCUUUGUGGCCGUCAUCGGAGACCCCAUUGCCUACAAUGUCCAGUCAACCUGGACCUCUGUGCUGACUCAAGAUUUGAACAUCAACACAAACAGCUUGAGAUCUCUCAAUAUUAACAUCACCUCACCAGCCGCUGUGACAGUCGGGGAGAUGCUGAGGAAUAAAACAGCCUUCCUCGCAGAUGUUCAGCGACACACAGACUUUGAUUUAGCUGAUCUGGACCGCCUGAUGAAAACCACUCUACCGAACAACAAUUUAGUGAUACUCUCCUGGUUGGUCAACCUGCGUCACUGCGGCUCCACAGAAUCCACAGACGUGAACGAGACAGAUGUGACCAAGAUGUUCUGCUCCAUGUCCCCUGAGCAGUGGUACAGUUUCUCCCUGCUGAUGGCGCGCCACGUCAACAUGGAGAACCUGGUGUACAGAAUGGUGUUGUCUGAAGAGCUGCAGAGUUUCGUGGGAGUCAUGCUUCAGAUGGCCAAGGUCAUCACCAACAUGAUGAACAAGUUCCUUCCUGCCAUUAGUCAGCUGCAAGGCUACCUGCUCUCCAUGAACGACCUCAACCUGGUGGCAAACAACGAGUUUAGCGAAAUGACGAGAGGACAGAGGUCCGGCAUCUCUAGCAAAGCCACAUUCGUCACCCUCUCUCGAGCGUUGUGCAGGCACGGUAUCCUGGCUCUGUUUGGAAUCUCCAAACUUCCCAUCGCGUCGGACUCCAGCCCCUCCAUCAAAGAAGAGCAGCAGAGGGAGGAGAUGAUUGAGAGGUUCAAGAUUCCACGAAAUGCCACUCCCUUCUGUCAGAACAUGUACCUGGACAUGGUCAACACCACAGGUGGAGCCAUCGCCUGGGCUUUCCUCAAACCGAUGCUGAUGGGACAAAUUCUGUACACUCCUGACACACCUGUCACCAGGGCCAUCAUGGAGAAGGCCAACACGACCUUGCAGGAGUUUGCAAAUCUCAGGAAGCAUUCUGAGGAGUGGAUCGAGUCCUCCAGCUACGUCCUAAACUCGGCCCAACUGCUCAGCCACACGCUGCCGAUGCUGCAGAAUUCCCUCGGCAAUUCCUUUGUGAGGAACUUCAUUGAGAUGCAGACAGACAUCAAUGUCGGCAAAAUGAAGGAGACGCUCAGCAGCUUCUCUAACGUGACGGAGAUGCUGGAGAAGAACAAGAACAUCCUGAAACAGAUCACCACCUUGUCCACCCUGAUGGUCGACCUCUCCUCCUGCAUCACGUUCGACCGCUACCGUGGUUACGACUCCGCCGAGCAGCUCGACAACACGGCUCAAGAAUUAGCCAAAAACCGCGACCUCUACGCAAGUGUCAUCUUCAAGCUCCCCAAAGAUGACGGCGACGGCGACAACGAUGACAGCGACCACGACGACUCCUCGUCCAGGAAGCGUCAGGCCAGGUCCUCCUCCUCCGUGUCCUCCCUGCCUCCCAAAGUCAGCUACACCAUCCGCAUGCACAUGGACAACGUCAUGCGUACCGACAGAGUCCGGAACCCCUAUUUCGUGAAGGACAACCACAUCUCGAGCAGCAUGACCAUGCGCUACAACCGGGGCUUCGUCUACCUGCAGGAGAGCAUCGAUCGGGCCAUCAUCGAGACCCAGACUGGACAGAGAGUCACGGAGCCGGCCGUCCAGCUGCAGCCCUUCCCCUAUCCGUGCCACCUGCGGGAUGAGUAUCUGGAGGCCAUCUCUUUUGUUUUCCCUCUCAUGCUGAUGAUGGCCUGGGUUCUGUUUGUGGCUGAUUUUGUGAAGAAGCUGGUGCACGAGAGAGAGCUGAGGCUGCACGAGUACAUGAAAAUGAUGGGAGUCAACCCGCUCAGCCACUUCUUCGCUUGGUUCUUCGAGUGCGCCACCUACCUCACCUUGACCAUCGUCAUCCUCACGUUGAUCCUGAAGCACGGCGGCAUCCUGCCCCACAGUGACGGCUUCCUGCUCUUCUUGUACCUCUGCGACUACGGUUUGAGCAUCCUGGCCUUCAGCUACCUGGUCAGCUCCUUCUUCGACAAGACCUACAUCGCCGGGCUCAGUGGCAGCCUCAUUUACAUCCUCUGCUUCUUCCCCUUCAUUGUGGUCAUGGCGGUGGAGACGAAGCUCACCUUUUCCCAGAAGAGUGUCCUGAGUUUGUUUUCCCCGACCUGUUUCAGUUAUGCCAGUCAAUAUGUCUCUCGCUACGAGGCCCAAGGAGAAGGCAUUCAUUGGAGCAACUCAUACAGCUCGCCCGUUUCUGGAGACACAGCCUCGUUCGGUUGGCUCUGCUGGCUGAUGCUCAUCGACUCGCUCCUCUACUUCAUCAUCGGGGCUUACAUCCGCAAGGUUUUCCCAGGAAACUACGGCAUCCCUGCCCCAUGGUACUUCCCCUUCAAAGCCUCCUUCUGGACCGACAUGUGCUGUUGCGUUAAAUCUAACUUUAAGGCGGGCAGAGGACUCCUCUUCACCAACAUCAUGCAGAACAACCAGCCCGUCUUCCCCGACGACAAGGGGAAAGGUCAGAGCGCUCUUUCCUCCCAGGUCGGUGAGAACUUCUCAAAGCUCCCAGUUGGCGUUUCCCUCCACGGUCUCAGCAAGAUGUACGGUGACAGAGUGGCAAUUCAAAACCUAAAUGUCUCCUUCUACGAGGGCCAUGUCACCUCACUGCUCGGUCACAACGGAGCCGGCAAGACCACCACCAUGUCUCUCCUGACUGGCCUAUAUGCCCCAUCUUCGGGCGGCAUUGAGGUGUAUGGCAGAGACAUGCAGACGAACAUCGAUGACGUCCGCAAAGAACUGGGGGUGUGCAUGCAGUACGACGUCCUCUUCGACCACAUGACCGCCAAGGAGCACCUGCUGCUGUACGGCCAGAUCAAGGCGCCGCAGUGGUCACGCAGGGAACUGAGCGAACAAAUCCGCACGAUCUUAGAGGAGACAGGGAUGUACGCUCACAGACACAAGCGGGUGGGCACCCUGUCGGGCGGCAUGAAGCGCAAGCUGUCAAUCUCCAUCGCCUUCAUAGGGGGCUCUCGCUUGGUGGUUCUAGAUGAACCCACCACAGGAGUUGAUCCCUGCUCCAGGCGUAGCAUCUGGGACAUUGUUAUCCAGCACAAGAAGAAUCGCACCAUCAUCAUGUCCACCCACCACCUGGAUGAGGCUGAAGUAUUGAGCGACCGCAUCGCCUUCCUGGAGAGAGGAGGCUUAAAAUGCUGUGGUUCCCCCCUCUACCUGAAAGACAAGCUGGGCCAAGGCUACAAACUGACUCUCACCAAGAAGAUGCCGAACCCUGAAUCUGAGCCGAUUGACAACGCUGAACUGAAAUCUUUCAUCCAAGCUCAUGUACCUGAAGCUCGACUGAAGGAGGCCCAGGGGGGCGACCUGGUCUACUCUCUGCCCCCCUUCGGCUCAUCUAACGCCUCCUCAUAUCGCUCCCUCCUGACCGCGCUGGACUCCAACCUAGACGCCUUGCAGCUGGGGGGUUACGGCAUCUCUGACACCACCCUCGAGGAGGUGUUCCUCCAACUGACUCACAACAACACAGAAGCUGGGCCUGAGGACGGCCUCCCGACCAUCUCGGAGACGGUUUGUGACACUGCAUCCAUCGACAGCUUCCCUUCAGACCACAAUGAUAGUGUUUCCAACUUUGGUGACAGCAUCAAGCUUACCGGUUCGACCAUGGUGUGCGGCUUGGCCCUGGCUUGGCAGCAGAUGACAGCCAUAUUGAUCAAGAGGUUCCAGCACAGCCGCAGAGACUGGAAGGGCCUGCUCUCCCAGAUCUUGCUUCCUGUUCUGUUCGUGGUGUUUGCUAUGGGCCUGGGCUCCAUCAAGAAAGACCUACAGCACUAUCCUGAGAUGGAGCUUAGCCCAGAACUUUACAAGUUCGGACCGAGCUACUCCUUCUUCAGUAACCAAAAUCCCAACUCCAGCCAGCUGAUGGAUGCCAUGAUGUCAUUCCCCGGGAUCGAUAACGCCUGCCUCGACAAGUCGGAUGACCCGGUCUGCACGAGAAGCACGGGCAAGUGGAGCUCCAGUGGGAACAGCUCCAGAGCAUUUAGUGCCUGUAAAUGCACGCAGCAGGAACAGGUUUGUCAAGGGGAAAACUUCCAGCCUCCCCAUAAGAAGAUCCCUUCAGCUCAGAUCGUGUACAACCUGAGCGGCCUCAACGUGGAGAACUACCUGGUGGCCACGGCGAACAAGUUCAUCAGGAACAGGUAUGGUGGCUUUGAUUUCGGCAUGCCGCUCCCUCCUGACUUGCAGAUGGACAUAUUAACGGUGCCUAAAAACCGCACUCUCUCUAAGGUCUGGUACAACCCUGAAGGCCACCACACAAUGCCGGCAUACUUAAACAGCAUGAGCAACUUAAUCCUACGCUCCAAACUGCCAGCUGACAAGGACCCACAUAAAUAUGCCAUAUCAGUUUCCAGUCACCCCUAUUUUGGCCGGGUGGAUGAUGAAGAUGUGAUCGUCCAGGGAAUGCUCCAACUCCUGGUGGCUAUAUGUGUGAUGACGGGUUACUCCAUUACGACGGCCAGCUUCGCCAUCUAUGAAGUCAGCGAGCACCACAGCGGCUCCAAGAGGCUGCAGCACAUCUCUGGCAUCAGCGAGCCCUUCUACUGGGCUGUGAACUUCUUUUAUGACAUGGUCAUGUAUCUGAUCCCCGUGACCCUGACUGUCGGUGUGUUCGCAGCCUUCCAGAUUCCAGCAUUCACAUAUCGGGAAAAUUUGGGUGCCAUCACCCUGCUUCUGGUGCUCUUUGGGUUCGCUACCUUCCCCUGGAUGUAUCUGUUGUCAGGCGUCUUCAGGAAUGCAGAGAUGGCCUUCAUCAGCUACAUGUGCAUCAACCUCUUCAUCAGCGUCAACACCAUCCUGUCCACCUCCGUUCUCUUCUUCCUGGGUCAAAUUGCGAUGCGCAACAAUGAGGUCAUCCAGGACAUCUUCAAGAAGCUGUGCUAUGCCUUCCACAUCUUCCCCCAGUUCAACUUUGGAAACGGGCUGAUGAAGCUGGCCAGGAUGAACAUCGAGGUCCAGAUCCUCAGCGGCUACGGUAUCGACGCCUACAUAAACCCAUUCUCCCUCGACGCCCUGGGCUGGAUGAUGAUCUCCUCCUUCAUCCAAGGCCUGGUUUUCUUCGUCCUGCGCCUGCUGCUCAACAAGUCACUCCUACGUAAAGUCAGGCAUCUGAUCUGUGGCAGAAAGACGGUGCCCCAGGUGUCUCCUGAGGACCAGGACGAGGACGUGGUGGCUGAGCACCUCCGGGUGUCCAGCGGAGCAGCCAGCUCAGACAUACUGCAGGUCAACCAGCUCACUAAGAUCUACCAGCAGUUCAAGAAGAAGGUCCAUGCUGUCAAGAGGAUCUCUGUGGGCAUCCCUGCAGGAGAGUGCUUUGGUCUGCUGGGAGUGAACGGAGCAGGAAAGACUACCACCUUCAAAAUGCUGACUGGAGACGUUAGCCCCACUGAUGGCACAGCACAGAUCAGGGACUGGGAUGGGCGGUUGGUAGACAUCAUGGAGUGUCGUAACCAGGGAAUCAACAUCGGCUACUGUCCUCAGGUGGAUGCACUGGACAAUCUGCUCACCGGGGAAGAGCACUUGUACUUCUACGGUCGCAUUCGAGGCAUCUCAAAGAGAGAGCUGGACGGGGUGGUGAAGUAUCUGCUGAAGAGGCUGGAGCUGCGCUACCACAGCAACAUCAUUACUGACGGCUACAGUUGCGGCACCCGCAGGAAGCUCUCCACUGCGCUGGCUCUCAUCGGGCAUCCACAAAUCCUGCUCCUGGAUGAGCCCAGCUCUGGCAUGGACCCUCGCACCAAGCGUCACCUGUGGAAAAUCAUCUCCGAAGAAGUGAGAGGAAAAUGUGCCGUGGUCCUCACCUCUCACAGCAUGGAGGAGUGUGAGGCACUGUGCAGCCGUCUUGCCAUCAUGGUUAAAGGACAGUUCUGUUGCCUCGGCUCCCUGCAGCACAUUAAGAACAGGUUCGGCAGCGGGUUCACUGUGAAGAUGUACUUGGCAGAGGCCUCCUGUGACACAGAGGCAAUCACUGGCUUCAUGCAGCGCCGGUUCCCCAGCACUUAUCUCAAGGACCAGCACUCCACGAUGGUGGAGUACCACGUACCAGUUGCUCUGGGAGGGGUGGCUGACAUCUUCGACCAGCUGGAGUCCAACAAAAAUGCUCUGCAGAUCAAACACUUCUCAGUCAGCCAGACCACACUGGACGAGGUCUUCAUCAACUUUGCCAUGGGAAAGAUUGGCAUGGAAGACAGACCAAGUCUCAGCGAUGAUGACAGUGAAGACCCGGGCUCUGUUAAGGCAGUAGAAACAUAGAGCUGACUGCCAUCUUUUCCUUUCCUGCUUUGUCUGUCUUUACUGUGAAAUGAAACACAGUAUAUGUUUAUACUAAAUAUGCACUUAUAAAUAAGAGUUGAAGCCAUCAAUAUUUCAGAAACAUGGAUCAUAUAUUAUAUAUAGGUGUCUUGACUGAUCAUAUGAAGGAUAUUUCAAACAUCUGUCAUUAGUGAAAUAAAAUAAUAAUGAAAAGCUGAUGACCACAUGCACAUUUACAUACAUGCACAGAUGGGGAAAAAACAGUAAAUUAAUUGAAGACUGGUGUUUGCCUUAAAUUCUGUUGGUUAUUGUUUCUCUCUGUGGUUGGGGCACACUACUCUUCUAUACAAUAGUCAAAUAUACUUUAUUUUGUAUUGAGAAUCAUUUUUAUUUGACCAUAAUGUUGACAAAUAUGAGAAAAAGUUACCUCAUCUUAAGGCACUCUACUUGUAUAACAUGUCUAAAAAAGUAUUUUUCUUUUCAGCAAAUGUACAUUGAUCUGCAUGCCUAUGGGAUGAAAUUUGACAAACAUAAUGAUAAUAUAAUGAUAAUAUUCACACUCAGAAGGAUACCCACUACAUGCACUUUCCACCCCUGCUCAUUAACAUUUCCUCAAAGGACAUGCCUAACCUUUAGAGCGAAUGUACCAAAUAUUUAUACAUCUCUUUCUUGCUUAUGGACCAGAUCCGAAUGUCUAGAAUGUAUCUAUGCUUUUUAUAUCAUUCUAAUAAAGCUAUUUUUCAAGUG